UUCAGCUUUAGUCUUCUAGCUACUUCUUGCUUGUGAUAUUACUCUACUUUCCUACUUAAAUUUUACUAGCCAGAUUUUUUUUUUCAAACAAAAAAAAAAAAAAUGAAGUCUGAGUUUAGCCUUCUGCUUUUGCUCUCAAUUAUUGUGUUUGGAGCCAUUACGGUUACAAAUGCAGGAGGUGGUGCCCCUGGUGGUGGGGGAUUGAGACCUAACUUUUACAGGUUUACUCGCUGUCCCCAAGCUGAGAUGCUUGUGAAAGCCCUCACAAUAAGCAAAGUGCGAAGUGACCCUACCUUGGCUCCUAAAUUGCUUAGGGUGCACUACCAUGACUGCUUUGUUAAGGGAUGCGAUGCCUCUAUACUCCUGGACACAGUUGGAACUAAUCAAUCAGAGAAGGAUGCAAGACCUAAUCAAACACUAGGAGGCUUUGAAGCAAUUGAUAAUAUCAAGGCACAAGUGGAAAAAGCUUGCCCGGGUAUUGUAUCAUGCGCAGAUAUUCUUGCAUUGGCUGCUCGUGACGCUGUUUCCUUUCCUUUUGGACGGAAUUUGUGGGAAGUUCCUACCGGAAGAAGAGACAGCAGGGUGUCUCUUAUAUCUGAUGUCAAUGGAAACUUGCCUUCUCCAUUCUCAGACUUUCCUACCCUUCAACAGUUGUUUGCCAAGAAAAAUCUCAACGUUAAUGAUCUCGUGGCACUAUCAGGUGCACACACCAUUGGAGUAGCCCACUGUGGAGCUUUCUCGAGAAGGCUUUUCAAUUUCACUGGCAAAGGUGAUAUGGAUCCAAGUCUUGAUGCAACCUACGCUGGAACUUUGAAGCAACAAUGCCCCAACCCGGCCAACCCCGCAACAACUGUGGGAAUGGAUCCUCAGAGCUCUCGUUCAUUUGAUACUCAUUAUUUCACCAUUCUCAACCAAAAGAAGGGCCUAUUCCAAUCUGAUGCAGCACUUCUAACAAAUGCCGAUUCAGCUGCAAUCGUGAAUCGGCUGCAAUUUCCAAGAAAUUUCUUCUUUGAGUUCGGAAGAUCAAUGGUGAACAUGGGAAACAUUGAAGUGCUGACUGGAACCGCCGGAGAAAUUAGGAAAAACUGCCGCGUUAUUAAUCCUUUAGCAUGAAGGAAAUUUUUGAUUUGUUGAAGAAGCGUGCUGAGAUGUCAAAUGACUAAGUAGUCUGAUCAUCUCUCUUUAAUUUUUUUUUUUUUUUUGGGGUUUCUCUUUCUUGACAUUGUAUUGUUACUGAUAAUUGUGUUUCAAUUGUUUAA
Molecule: messenger RNA, 1259 nt
Organism: Coffea arabica (coffee)
Lineage: Eukaryota; Viridiplantae; Streptophyta; Magnoliopsida; Gentianales; Rubiaceae
Product: peroxidase 24
Biological process (GO): hydrogen peroxide catabolic process; response to oxidative stress
Molecular function (GO): peroxidase activity; heme binding
Source: RefSeq, a predicted model, not a curated record